AUGAGCUCUUCGACGGAUUACAAGACGGACCCCAAUUGCAUCUUUUGCAAGAUCGUCAAAGGUGCGCGCUCGCCCUGACCCUCGCGAGGCCGGAGAAGGGUUCGGAGUAUCGGACACUGAGCUGACGACGAGUGGGUAUGCUGGGUUAGGUAAAAUCCCUUCGUUCAAAUUGAUCGAUACCGAUCGAGCGUGAGUGAAUCGAUACCGAUCGAGCGUGAGUGAUACCCAGCAAGGAGGAAGGAGAGGUACGAGGGAGUCUAGGCGGUGAGGCUCGUGGUGAGGUGGGCCCGAUCGGGGUCGUCGGGAUGGAUGUGCCGCCCCACACACUCUGAACGAACAAGGCUCACGCACCUCGAGUUGUACCCGCGUGUUGCCUCUAGGUAUGCGUUCUUCGAUAUCGGUCCGCUGGCAAAGGGUCAUGCGCUUGUGAUUCCUAAAUGUAGGUACUCCACUUACGAUGGCUCGAUGGCUCGCCUGCUUCCCGUUUUCGGAGUCAUCGGGGGCUUCGGGAUCCACGUACCGAAUUCCGGAACGAGAGGGACCCACGACAUGAACUAAUGCUUCGGAAUGUUCUAUAGACCACGGCGCCAAGUUGCACGACAUCCCCGACGAGGAUCUGACGACCUUGCUGCCGCUCGUCAAGAAGAUCGCCAUCGCCGUCGGCUCGGAGGAUUAUAAUGUCCUUCAGGUGCGUGUGUUGUGUUCGGGAGAAUGACUAUCUAGUGUCGAUUGCAUCAAACUGAUGGCUUUGUUGGACGAUUUCGGGUUCAAUAGAACAACGGGAGGAACGCACACCAACAAGUCGAUGUAGGUUGAUGGAGGCGCCGGGAUUCUUCGUUAGAGAAAGCAAGGCACUGAACUAUCUCUUCUUCUCUAUUCUCACGUUUCAACUCAUUACAGCAUGUCCAUUUCCACAGUCAGUACUAACAUCCUGCCAAGCCCCACACGUGAAUGAACGAUGGUUCUAAUGCGAAUCUUCGUCCGGAUUCUGCAGUGAUCCCCAAGCCGUCGGCUUCGGACGAACAAGGUCUUGUCGUCGGUUGGCCGACCAAACCGGCCGACAUGGCCGAACUGAAAGCUUACUGCGAGGAGAUCAAGAACAAGCUCUGA
Messenger RNA from Microbotryum saponariae, 1110 nucleotides. The record is from the annotation of a GenBank genome assembly. Lineage: Eukaryota; Fungi; Basidiomycota; Microbotryomycetes; Microbotryales; Microbotryaceae.